AUGGGUAUCAACCUAUCAUCAUGCAUUGAUUGCUUUCUUCCUAGUAACAAGACAGGGAUACCUCUCACUCUCCGAACAAGCAAAAGGGUCGUUGUUCCCUCUUCCACCGACGACGGCGACGGCAACGGCGACGUUAAGGUCCUCAGCAGUUUUGAAAGAGGAGAGGGUUCAAACAACGCGCCGCCGUUCAUCUGCGAAAUCUGCACGGAGACCAAGACAGCAUGGGAGUCUUUCGGCAUCACCGGGUGCUCCCACGCGUACUGCUCCGACUGUGUAGCAAUGUACGUGCGGUCCAAGCUUGAGGAGAACGUGGUUAACAUUCAGUGUCCUGUUCCAGGAUGUUCAGGUCAGUUGGAGGCGGAGGAUUGCCGUGUUAUUCUCCCGGUAGAGGUGUUUGACCGGUGGGGGAAGGCGGCGAGCGAGGCGGUGUUCGCGGAGUCGGAGAAGUUCUACUGCCCCUUCGCUAACUGCUCUGCUUUGCUGAUCAACGACGGGACGGUGGUGAUUAUGGAAUCGGAGUGCCCUGUUUGCCGGAGGAGGUUCUGCGCGCAGUGCAAAGUGCCAUGGCACGUGGGGGUCACGUGCGAUGAGUAUCAGAGACUGAGUAAAGAUGAGAGGAGAAGGGAAGAGAUGCUGAUAAGGCUUGCUAUGGAUCACAAGUGGAGGAGGUGCCCCAAUUGUAAAAUAUAUGUUGAGAGAAGAAGUGGCUGCGACACCAUUAAAUGCAGGUCAGGCUUUCAUUUCUUGUUGCAUUGUUGAAUUUUGCAGACCAAUUUAUGUCUUUGGAUUAUAAGGGUGGCAAUAUGGGUUGGCCGGCCCAAUCCACC
Molecule: messenger RNA, 827 nt
Organism: Lotus japonicus
Lineage: Eukaryota; Viridiplantae; Streptophyta; Magnoliopsida; Fabales; Fabaceae
Product: E3 ubiquitin-protein ligase RSL1-like
Exons: 1
Coding region: 1-759 (252 amino acids)
Biological process (GO): protein polyubiquitination; ubiquitin-dependent protein catabolic process; positive regulation of proteasomal ubiquitin-dependent protein catabolic process
Cellular component (GO): ubiquitin ligase complex; cytoplasm
Molecular function (GO): ubiquitin protein ligase activity; ubiquitin conjugating enzyme binding; zinc ion binding
Source: RefSeq, a predicted model, not a curated record